AUGUUCUCGCAUAUUGUCAGCACUGCCCUGGUGGUGAUCAUCUAUGCACCCUUGGCUGCGAAGGCUGUGCCCGCGCACACCUCUCCUCUGUCCGCAACCAUACGCCAGCUCGUCGCAAGAGGCACUGGAGCCAGCAGCUUGAAUCACGUUGUGCCAUUCCACGGCGCAGGCGCCAAUUUUCUAAAUGAGGCCCAAGUCACCUUUAUCGACUCGAAUGGCAAUCAUCAUCAUUUCGGUUCCCAAGACGCGCCUCCGAUUCCCGAGCCGCCUCGUCGGACGCAAAGUCUAGGCGUGCCAAAGAGUGGACCGAUGGAUGGGCACGAGAGGCAUGCAUCAAGACGAGCCUCUUUACCCGGAUCGCUCGUCACUUAUCGCCACAACGAAAUUUCAGGCGGCCUCAAAAGUCUGACGUCGACUUCUGGCUCGAAAUCGUCCUCACAGUCUCAAGUGGUCCAGCCUCCCUUCGACACGCCUGGCUACUCGGAGUACCUGGGAAAAACGCGCUCCAAAAAGAAUCACGAGAUCCACGAGACUUGGUUCAGGGUGCCCAGGUCCUUAUCUCCUAUACAUCGAGAGCCUGGUUACGGAGCAUUGACCAUGGGACAUCCCUACAGAUCAGAGGUCGAGAGCUUGUCGAACGUACUCAAGGCUGAUCAGACGGAGACACCGAUGAUCCAUAACGGUUUCAAACCCCCGAGACCCGCAUCCACCAUGUCAAAGAGACGCCUUGACGAUGUUCCAUCGCCGACCUUCGCUGCAGGAAGCCACGUUGGAGGCUCCAGACAGCAUGUAACGUCCAAAGGCGGCCAAGUCCAUCACGCCAGGCGACAUGUCGACACGCGUUACGAGUAA
Messenger RNA from Ceraceosorus guamensis, 852 nucleotides. RefSeq lists its product as hypothetical. The transcript has 4 exons. Bases 1 to 852 code for a protein of 283 amino acids. The record is from RefSeq and is a predicted model, not a curated record. Lineage: Eukaryota; Fungi; Basidiomycota; Exobasidiomycetes; Ceraceosorales; Ceraceosoraceae.